Fulvia fulva is the source of this 726-nucleotide messenger RNA. RefSeq lists its product as uncharacterized. NCBI's taxonomy places the organism in Eukaryota, Fungi, Ascomycota, Dothideomycetes, Mycosphaerellales, Mycosphaerellaceae. Bases 1 to 726 code for a protein of 241 amino acids. The transcript has 3 exons. The record is from RefSeq and is a predicted model, not a curated record.
AUGGCGAUCUUAGCACCCUGGAAAGGUUACCUUGGGCUUGCGAUGCCUAUCAUCUCUUUCCUCAUCCUGGCGAAUGCGGCCAUCGUCAUGACACUAUCGAUCUUCAACGCUGCCACACUCGAUCUGCACGCCGACAAUAUCGACAACCAGAUCCACGAGCACGCCCCGCGUGUCAGAGCGCAACUCGUGUUCUUCUGGUGCACUAUUCCUUUCUUGCUUGUCGUUGCAUCCGCCUGCGAGACUUCCGCCCUGUUCACGAACAACCUCAAACCACUGGUCUGUCUGGUGACAUCAACCACAGCUAUCGGAAUCUGGGUCGCGCAGCUAGCACUCUGGCAAACCUGUUUGUCCUCCUCGACGGCGUACGACAAAGGGUUCUGUCCAGUCCCCAAGGUCUGGUCAGAGCACUAUCCAGGCUGGAACUGGGCCAGUCCGCAAGGAGCAGCAUGGGCAGUGCUGCCCAUCUUCGUGUGCUACAUGGUCCAGAUUGGCUUCGCAGCUAGCGUCUUUAGCCGACAAAGAAGGACUUCGUUCCGGAGCUCAGACUUGCGAGGCUCGUGGGCAUCAAAGUUGGAGGUGGAAGAGUUACGAUCGGAAGUACGAUCAACGAAAGUGGCUUCGGUCGAGCAUAACUUGCUGGAGGAAGAGCUUGAAGGUAGAAGGGACAACUAUCAGGACGUGCGGCUGUCCGCCAAUCUGGGUAGUAGGGGCUAUAGAAGAUGUUGA